AUGCACUCUUCUCUUUACAUCCCCUCAACUUGCUCUCCCUCCCUCUUCUUCUAUCUCCCUCUCCUUCUCUCUCCCUCUCCUUCUCUCUCCCUCUCCCUGGCUUUCCCCAAUAAAAAAACCCUCUCUCUUACCCGCCGAUCUCCUUGUAUCUCUGAUCCAGCAGCUUGCUCUCAAUGUCCGCGAUAUCGCUCUCGACCUGCCGCAGCGCGUCCUUAG
Molecule: messenger RNA, 216 nt
Organism: Chondrus crispus (carragheen)
Lineage: Eukaryota; Rhodophyta; Florideophyceae; Gigartinales; Gigartinaceae
Exons: 1
Coding region: 1-216 (71 amino acids)
Source: RefSeq, a predicted model, not a curated record